UUUUUUUUUUUUUACAGGUAGCCUUGUAACUUGAGCUAUAAAACAAAGCCCUCCCAAGAAAAACCCAUUGCCAGAAAUCUGUCACAUGGAGACUGCUCCAGUAGCAAAGUCUACACAACGACUUCCUCUUUUGUCUUGGAAUUAAAAAAAAAAGAAAGCUAAUGAGACUGGCCAAAUACAUUGCUUAAGGGAAUACGUUGAACAAAACUAUUUGCUAAGUCUGUGGCAAGCCAGUGCCGGAUGCACUGGAAAGAAGAUAAGGGAAUAUUUAGCAUAGGACUGACGCCUCUGUCUUUUUCUCUUGGUAGACACGGAAAACUUUUGAACUCUGCUAAGUUUUUCUUCGGAAGGCUGCAUCCAGUGUUUUGCACUGGAAACUAGCAUUUGCAAAUUCAGGAACUCUCUGCAGUGAAGAGAUAAAGCUUCUGGCGAAUGAAGCUUUGACUCUCAAACACUUAUUCUCUGGAGUUCUUCCUUAAGGUUCUACUACGGGACUCAGAACUUGCUCUUCUAUUGCAGACCAACGCUACUGCCCACCUGAAAGAACAAAGCUUCACAGAGCACUUGGAACUGAUGAAAGAUUGAACCUGCAGAACACUCAUGAUCAAAGCUGAUUUAUUUCACAAGCCAAGAAAGUUCUUUGGAAGGUUUAACAUCCUAGCAUUAAAAAAAACCCACAGUGGAUAGAGAAGACUCAAAGUGAAGAAGAUUGGAAAGCUAUGAAGGCAGCAUCUCCCAGAGAUCCUCAACCAGCCUUUUGAUAAGUUGGAACAAGAAGAAGAAACUCCCUGUAGAGAAGGAGAAACGUCAGAAACAUCAGCAUCCACUGAAAAUCUUUUCCUUGGGCUCAGAUGAAGAAAAUCCAAUAAUGAAGACAGAAAAAGAACCCUAGAGCCCAAAAUGAGCAUUUUUAGAGCAGAAACGCCAACCGUGAAGCAAGCUCUUCCUGGUGCAGAGACAACACCAUGUCAUUGGAGAGUGAAGCAGUUCCUGGAAAAACUGGAUAAGCCGCCCAGUAACAAAGUUUUGGACCUAAACAACUGUGCACUGAAUGCAGCUGAUAUAAAACAGCUGAUUGCUAUUCUACCUUUGCUGCCAGAUCUGGAGGAGAUAGAUCUUUCCUGGAAUGAUUUAAUACGAGGGGCUCUCCAACCUCUUACUCUUCAAUUCAGCCACACGCAGAAGCUAACAGUCCUCCGACUGAAUAAUUGCAGACUUACAGCCAAGGACAUAACUUCUUUAGGAGUAGCCCUUGAAGUCACUCCUUACCUUGAGAUAUUGGAUUUAUCAUGGAAUAAUAACAUUGGUGGGAACCUUUCCAGUCUAACCCAAAAAAUCCCCAAAGGUUAUCAUCUCAAAACACUGAAAGUGACAGAUUGCAGCCUAACAAUGGAAGAUGGAAAAUCUCUAGCUCAGCUUCUAAACAGAAUCCAGAGCCUUGAAGAACUGGAUUUGUCCAUUAACAAAAACAUAGGACGGAGUCUGAAAAGCAUUGCUCAGGAACUGAAAUAUGUCUCAGGCCUGAAAGUACUAAAUUUGCACAUGUGCGGUUUGAAACAAGAUGGAUUCCAGUGCUUAGAUGAUGCUUUUCAGUAUUUGCGAGAACUUAAAAAGUUAGAUGUGUCAUGCAAUAAAGAGAUGGGAGGAGGCUUCCGGAACUCAGAUGCUCAUUUGGCCAACCUACGUGACCUCGAAGUCCUGGAUCUUCAUCAGUGCUGCAUUACCGAAGAGGACAUGGCCAUUUUAACUCAGAUAAUACCUCUUUUGUCAAGUCUUCAAGAGCUGGAUUUAUCAUCAAAUAAAAGCGUUGGGCUAUCUUCUGAUAACCUUCUUAGCCGAUUCCGGUUUUUACCUAAACUGAAAUCUGUGCUCCUGAGCAAUUGCUCUCUGCAGCAGAAUUCAUUUGCAUCUUUAGCCGAGGCUGCCCUUCACCUUCCUGAACUGAAGAUAUUAGACCUUUCUUGGAAUAAAUGCGUUGGUGGGAACCUAAAGCUGAUUUUGAAAGCGCUAAACCUCGAAGCUGAGCUCCAAGAGUUAAGACUGAGCAGCUGCAGCUUGGUGGAUAAAGAUCUGGCUUGUCUUGCCCUGGUUAUCCAAGAUGGCCCUCUGACUAAACUACAGAAGCUGGACCUGAGCUACAACCACCACAUCUCUGACCAGGGAUGGGCCAUGUUCUAUCAACGUGUAGGUGCCCUCGAGCAGCUUUCCGAAUUGGAUGUCAGUCUUCGGCCAAUGUUACUACGUGACUGUCGGGAAUGGUUUGGCGAGCUAUUGGCUGCCUUGUCAAAGCUGCCCGGACUCUUGGAGCUCGACCUCCAAGGCUGGGUUCUCUCCACAAGUCAGCAAAAGCAGCUGGAAAGUUUCAACUGGGACAAUGAACGAAAUGUUCACAUCAACUCUUAGCCUGGGACCCAAAUUGCCGA
This is a messenger RNA of Heteronotia binoei (common prickly gecko), 2423 nucleotides long. RefSeq names its product leucine rich repeat containing 31 (gene LRRC31). The record is from RefSeq and is a predicted model, not a curated record. Gene Ontology annotation, molecular function: protein binding. Bases 901 to 2403 code for a protein of 500 amino acids. The transcript has 10 exons. Lineage: Eukaryota; Metazoa; Chordata; Lepidosauria; Squamata; Gekkonidae.